This is a messenger RNA of Tribolium madens (black flour beetle), 1520 nucleotides long. Its product is annotated as T-box transcription factor TBX1-like. The coding region runs from base 183 to 1454 and encodes 423 amino acids. The record is from RefSeq and is a predicted model, not a curated record. Gene Ontology annotation, cellular component: nucleus. Gene Ontology annotation, molecular function: RNA polymerase II cis-regulatory region sequence-specific DNA binding; DNA-binding transcription factor activity, RNA polymerase II-specific. Lineage: Eukaryota; Metazoa; Arthropoda; Insecta; Coleoptera; Tenebrionidae. Gene Ontology annotation, biological process: cell fate specification; positive regulation of DNA-templated transcription; regulation of transcription by RNA polymerase II. The transcript is spliced from 7 exons.
GAAAAAUGAAAUGCUAAUCGAAUUUUCCUUUCUGUGAAAUAAUUUUAAUAGUCAUCGAGGUGUCGAAAAAUCGAUUUCAUCGCGUGUGCCGUGAUCAAAUUAAGAGUGUCGACGUUCAACUGUUGGCGAGUUGCGCCGGAUAACUAGAUCGCGGAUUAAUUGGUUCUUUGAACUGGCGAAUAAUGCAUCAGGAGGGUGCGAUGGGUACCAUGGAUGGGUACCAGCAGUAUUGUUAUCAAGGUGAUAGUUGGUAUAGUUCGCCCAUGAAACAGAUCGAGGCCUGUCUUCAAAUCGCCGGCAAAGACCGCAAAGCCUACAGCCCCCUCGCCGAAGCCGACUCUCUGAUCGAGCCCCCCGACCCCGACAACAACAAUCGCCACACAACCCAGAACAAAAACCACAGUUUACACCCAUCGAUAUGUCCCACAUUGUCAAACGCCGGCGCCAUCCUCGAAAUGAAACAUUUAUGGGACGAAUUCCAUUCGUUGGGUACUGAAAUGAUCGUCACUAAAGCCGGAAGAAGGAUGUUUCCAACAUUUCAAGUGAAAUUGUGUGGUUUGGAUCUGCAUGCUGAGUAUAUGUUGAUGAUGGAUUUUGUUCCGGUUGAUGAUAAGAGAUACAGAUAUGCGUUUCAUAGUUCGAGUUGGGUGGUGGCAGGGAAAGCGGAUCCGGUUUCGCCCCCCAGGAUACACGUUCAUCCUGAUAGCCCCGCCACGGGGGCGCAAUGGAUGAAACAAACGGUGUCGUUUGAUAAACUGAAGCUGACCAAUAAUCAACUAGAUGAUAAUGGACAUAUUAUUUUGAAUUCGAUGCAUCGCUACCAACCCCGCUUUCACAUCGUCUACUUACCCUCAAAAACCGCCAAUAACACAAACGAGGAAAAUUGUAGCGAAAAUUUCAAGACUUUUGUUUUUCCAGAAACUGCUUUUACAGCAGUCACAGCCUACCAAAAUCAUAGGAUAACUCAACUAAAAAUCGCCAGCAAUCCCUUUGCCAAGGGCUUCCGCGAUUGCGAUCCGGACGAAACAAGUCCUGAAUCGGUGACACAAUCUUCCCAAGUGCAGCGCCAACGCACCACUUCCCGGUCUACUCCCACCAGCUGCACUAACAAAGUUUACAUUCCUGUAGCAGAUGGCGAGGAAAUCGCCGCCCCCGAGCCGGAGGCGGCGCCGCUUUACAACCCCCAAAACCGCUACCAACAGCAAUCGCUCCUCCAAUCCAACAUUCUGACAACGAUUGGACAACCCUAUUCGGGGGAUUUUAACUACGGACCUGUUUACCACCCCCACAACCUCCUCCACAACUACAACCCCGUCUACAGCAACGACAAAGCGAUGCGAGGACACAAUUUUCCGAGAACUAUGUACUCCAACUACUCGGGGUUUUACCCAAACGCCGGAAACUACCGCAGUCCGGCCCUGCACCAAAACGGAUACGACUUCGGGCCCAGAUAAGCGCCAUUUUAAUCAACACAAGUAUUAUUUUCCUAUUUAUACCAAAUAAAACUAUUCUAUUUUCUA